AUGUCUUCGUCAAACUCGUCUUCUUCCCAACCAAAACGUCUCGGAAGAAGGGUUUUUCCGAAUCAAGAUUCGGUUGAAAUCAGGAAAUCUCAACAGUUUCUGCAUUAUGUACCGCCUCCCGAACCACCGAUUGAUUAUACGAUUAGAGUGCCUCAGGAGAAAGACUACAAAGUGAUUGGUGACGUUUUCCAUCGCCCCUCAUCAGUCGACUAUUCCAAGGAAGAAGCACACCUGACGUCAUCAUCAAAAGGGACACCUCAAUUAGGAGGCCGCCGAAACACGGUGGAAGAAGUUUUGGAUGAAUUGGAUACUGUACUUUUCGAGGCUUCGAUUCCAUUCGAUGAGCUCAAAAAGAAAGUGGAAAGAUUCAAUUUGACUUUCAAACCAUAUGCUCCUGAAAUUACAGUAGAUGAUCUUCCAGAAAUACCGUAUAGUACUGAUAUCAAGCGCAUCCCCAAGCUUGACGCAAAGCCAACCAGAGAAACGAUUCAGGAGGAGAGAAAUCGAUUAGAAAUAGAGAGAACGUACAGAAAGACUCUAGAAACAAUUGAAACAGCAAAAGAGCACUACUCCCCGCAAUACUUCCGUGAUCAGUUUGAACAGGAAGGUAUACCUCAUUGGAAACGAAAUCUUCUAGCAGAGAAGAAAUCAAAAGAAGCGAUUCGACGAAUCGAACACGAUGCAUGGUUGGAGUACGAGAGAAUAAAACAGAGAUUAUCAACGAAACCACAAAUCAAACGGUCGUCGAGUGUUCAGUUGAGAGGUCCCAGAACCAAGUCCGAGUCAUAA
Caenorhabditis briggsae is the source of this 789-nucleotide messenger RNA. The transcript is spliced from 5 exons. NCBI's taxonomy places the organism in Eukaryota, Metazoa, Nematoda, Chromadorea, Rhabditida, Rhabditidae. The coding region runs from base 1 to 789 and encodes 262 amino acids. The record is from RefSeq and is a predicted model, not a curated record.